Molecule: messenger RNA, 1616 nt
Organism: Nomascus leucogenys (northern white-cheeked gibbon)
Lineage: Eukaryota; Metazoa; Chordata; Mammalia; Primates; Hylobatidae
Product: myomegalin
Exons: 8
Source: RefSeq, a predicted model, not a curated record
AUCAAUCCUGUGUUCCUCUCACCAGAGCACUCCCAGGAAACGGAAAGCCUGAGGGAGGCUCUGCUGUCCUCUCGAUCCCACCUUCAAGAGCUAGAAAAGGAGCUGGAGCACCAGAAGGUGGAAAGGCAGCAGCUUUUGGAAGACUUGAGGGAGAAGCAGCAAGAGGUCUUGCAUUUCAGGGAGGAACGUCUUUCCCUCCAGGAAAACGACUCCAGACUGCAGCACAAGCUGGUUCUCCUGCAGCAACAGUGUGAAGAGAAACAGCAGCUCUUUGAGUUCCUCCAGUCAGAGCUACAAAUCUACGAGGCACUUUAUGGCAAUUCCAAGAAGAGGCUGAAAGAUUCAGCUGUGUCCCCUCCAGUCCGGGAUGUUGGUAUGAAUUCCCCAGCUCUGGUCCUCCCCAGCUCUGCUUCCUCUACUCCUGGCUCAGAAACGGCCAUAAUCAACAGAACAGAUGGCUUGGGUUUGGAUACUUCUCCAGUAAUGAAGACCCCUCCCAAGCUGGAGGGUGAUGCUACUGAUGGCUCCUUUGCCAAUAAGCAUGGCCGCCAUGUCAUUGGCCACAUUGAUGACUACAGUGCCCUAAGACAGCAGAUUGCGGAGGGCAAGCUGCUGGUCAAAAAGAUGGUGUCUCUUGUGAGAUCAGCGUGCAGCUUCCCUGGCCUUGAAGCCCAAGGCACAGAGGUGCUAGGCAGCAAAGGCAUUCAUGAGCUUCAGAGCAGCACCAGCGCCCUGCACCAUGCCCUAGAGGAGUCGGCUUCCCUCCUCACCAUGUUCUGGAGAGCGGCCCUGCCAAGCACCCACAUCCCUGUGCUGCCUGGCAAAGUGGGAGAAUCAACAGAAAGGGAACUUCUGCAACUGAGAACCAAAAUAUCCAAACAGGAGCAGCUCCUUCAGAGCACAACUGAGUGUCUGAAGAUGGCCAACCAGCAGAAGGAGAGCAUGGAGCAGUUCAUCGUCAGCCAGCUAACCAGAACACACGAUGUUUUAAAGAAGGCAAGGACUAACUUAGAGGUGAAAUCCCUAAGGGCUCUGCCGUGUACUCCAGCCUUGUGACCCUUGCCUUCCAGGAACCAUGCAAGAAGCGCAGCCACCAGCAGUCCUUAAAACAGCACGAAAGGUGGGCCUGUCCUCCUUUUGUGCAGCUACCUAUCUGCUGAGGAGCGUCUGGGCCUCAUUCCUCCGAGUCCACCGGAGGGUCCAGAAGAGGGAGUCAGACAUGUAUCCUGGUGGGGCUGGGAGAAAGGCAGAAAGCCUUUCUGACAGCUAUGGAAUACCGUUAGCCAAGGUCCACUUGGCCCAGCACUAAGCAAAAGAUGCGUAGUUUGCAUAGAAGGUUUUGUGAUAUUGCCUCUCAACAGCCCCAGCAGCUUGGGAACUGGCAACAGCACAUUUCUUGCCUCAUCAGCUGUCCUGAGAUGGAAAACUCAGUGGAUAUGGGACCCUGAUUCUGAUGAAAGGGGCAUGUGGUCCCAAUGCUGGAGCUUCUCUGACAGGUUCUAAAAGCACACUACUGAGCAGCGGUGCCCUGCCGGACACUGCUGGCGGGGGCUCAGUGAGCACUACUCACAGAUGCACACCUGACCCUGUUGGGUUGAGUCAGGCGGGCUUUGGUC